AUGGCGACAUUGCAAAAAAAGUAUAAACACGAGCAAGCGUUGUUUCGACAAUCGCAAAUGGGCUAUCCGAAUCCACCUCCUCUCCGAAGUCCGAUUCCCAACGAACCAUAUCCAAUACUUCACCUGCCAAACUACGCCAAUUCCGGAAGCAUGCGAGAUACCGUAAUCACGAUAGAUGGACACCUUCAACGGCAAUACGAGUGGCAAUAUGAGAACUUUCCCGUGCCAAAUCAAGUCUUUUCGCCACGGCGCUAUGAGCCACCACCACCGUAUCCCGGCGAGAACAACAAAUCCACUCACAUCUAG
Ostertagia ostertagi is the source of this 306-nucleotide messenger RNA. The record is from the annotation of a GenBank genome assembly. NCBI's taxonomy places the organism in Eukaryota, Metazoa, Nematoda, Chromadorea, Rhabditida, Trichostrongylidae.